AGGAUUUGUUGUAUUCUCUUUUUAUUUAGCAUUUGCACAACGUAACAACUUCACUAGUUUUGGGGUUUGUAAUACAUGGCGAUAAUCGGUGUGAAUCCAGAAUUGAAUUAUCCCCCCUAGAAUGGGAAUAGGAUGGAAUCGUGGGGUUGCCCAAAAAUUGCCACCUCUGCUAAACACCCAGCAAUCAUGUCUUCAAGGUGAGUAGUUUAACUUUAUUUAUGAUUUCUUUAUUACAAAAUGUUAAAACCUCUUUUCUUUUACAUUCCCAAUAUGUCCCCUUGAGUACCCCAACCCUGCCACCCCCCCACUCCUAAGUCAGCUGGGAUGAAGGGGGCCCUUGUGUUCCACCAGCAUUGUUCCCUGCAGAGUUUGCCAAGCUUGUGCAACUUGGGCUUUUCCUUUCGCCGGGAUCCUUCCUUGACGUUCCGCCGCAGCAAUGGAGUUUGUGCAAGUGAUGGUGUGGACUCUGUGCGUGAUUUCCUCAGCAUCAGAGGACGGUUGCUCCUUAAUCCUCAAGCCCCCCAGAGUGGUGGUGGGCUUCGGCCAGCCCGUGUCGGUCAGUUGCGAGGCCGCCCGGCCCGUGCGGGUGCUGGGCUGGGAGUCGGCCGUCAGCGCGGCGCACACCCAGCAGGGCCCGAGCGUGCAGUGGAAGGUGGACAGCCUCAUCGACUGGAUUGACGAGCCCAUCUGUUACGGCGUCUUCUUCACCACGCCACGCCAGUGCGAGGAGAAGCUCAACCUCGUCCUCUACAAGAGCCCAGACAGUGUCACCAUCAGGACGGUGAACCACAGCGGCCCCAUGCAGGAGGGCAAGGAAUACCAGCUGCUCUGCGAGGUGCAGAACGUCGCUCCCGUCCAGUACCUCAACUUGAGGUGGUACAGAGGCCCCACCCAGGUGUACAACCGCUCCUUUUCUGACCUCACGUCUGCCUCGCCGGUGCAAGUGUCCUCCGUCCUGGUCAUCACGCCCACCAAAGCCGACAACGGUGCACGCUACAGCUGUGUAGCAGAGCUGGAACUGGGACCGGAGGGACCGCAACCGCCUCUGGCUGUCACCUCGCAGACCCUGAGAGCUUCUGUGCACUUCCCUCCAGUGUUCCAAAGUCCUGGAGCAGAAAGUGUGGACUUGACAGACGGUGGUGAAGUGACACUAAACUGCAGCGCCGCAGGAAACCCAGAACCCGCCUACAGCUGGUGGGCCCCCCAGGCCCUGCAGGAGCUGAGAGAGGAGGGCCACGCUGUGCUGGCCUCCUCCUCCUUGCUGCCAGGAACCUACACCUGCACCGCCUCCAACACCCUGGGCAAGAAGAGCAAGCAUUUCACCGUCCGAGCCAAGGAGGUGUAAAGGUGCGCUCUUUAAAUCAGGACACACUGAGAGGAGAGGAGACAUUCUAAGAUGAAUAACAUUUUCCCUCCAACAGUGACAAUUGACUCCAAUAAAAGCACCACCUCAAAUACACACCUCCCUCAUUGUGUCCCCUUCACGCUGUAAUAUAUCUUUUACUAGGACAUCUUUACCUAAACACACUGCCAGCAAAGCACACCUGCCAUCUGUAAAGCUGCCGUUGACAAACGAUAGCGAUGCUUCAGAGCAAACGCUGCGAAGAAAUUCGACAAAAAAUUCUACUAUUUUUGUAUUAUUGUAGCAAAAUUAUUCACAAACGUGUAUCUCAAUCUGUGCAUGUGUACUCCAAUUUGUGUGUGUGUGUGUGUGUGUGUGUGUGUGUGUGUGUGUAUCAAUCCUAGUGUGUGUGUGUGUGUGUUCAGAUCCACGUACGUGUUUGAAGUUGUCUGUUUAUCCACAAUCACAAAGAACCCUCAAAUAUUUGGACUCGGGGGCCACAUUGAGAGACAAAGUGUGUCUGGGGGGGCCAAUAUGUAUGUGUGUAUAAAUGAUAUAUACACAUUUAGAUGUACAGUAUGUGUGUAUAAAUGAUAUAUACACAUUUGGAUGUACAGUAUGUGUGUAUAAAUGAUAUAUACACAUUUAUAUGUACAGCAGGCCUGGCCCUAACCAAUCUGGCGCCCUAGGCAAGAUUUUAGGUGCCCCCCCCCCCCCACAUCGGCAGUGAAGUGUAUAUACUCACAAGAAACCGAAUAGCUUUGUCUUUGACCUUUUUUUUUACUUAAAGAAAGCAAAUUAACAUAUUAUAUGAGAAUGUUAUGUUAUGAUUAUCUUUAACCGAAUCACAGCAGUGCUCAAAUUAAAAAACAGCAUUCCCUCUCAUGUGAUAUUGCUUAAUUAACAUUAAUGAUGUGCACUUUAACAACUAGGCUUACAACUAUACCUAAUAUAUAAAGGGGUGGAAAAGUGACUAUUACCUGCAGGGCAAACAUUAGCUAACCAGAAAGCAAUAACAAUGUAAACAAAAAACACCUGCUUAUACAAAUGUCCCUGAGGAAUGUAAGGUGGGAGUACUGUAAUUACCUAACGUUACAUAAUUAUUUUCCAUAACAAUUUAGCCCCCUCCACAAUAUUAACCCGACGUUAAAACAAAACUAGCUAUUUAUUGAUUAGCAAUUGCCGAAUCAUGUAACAUUAGCUUAAUGCUAAAAAGCCAGGUUACUAUCACAUUCUGUAACAGACAAAUAAUUUCAUGUAGGCUAACGUUACCUACCUGCUACCUCUGUCUUUUUCUCCUUUCUCCUCCUCUUCUUUUCUCUUUUUUCUUCCCUGGGCACCUGACAGUUUUGGCCGUUUUGACAUCUUGUGUUGAUUUUUUGAUGUGGUAAGAGUCAUGAUACGGGAAGGGAGGGGGCGCACCGUGCGGGGGGAUGGGGGGGCGGCGUAAUGUUGUAACAAAUAAUAUUUCUAUUAAAUAGGCUUUACUUUGCAUUUUAAUUAACGUGGGAUUAUUUUUUGUAUUUAGAAAUAAUAGUACCAACUUUUUUUUUUCCUUUUUCUCUCCAACAUUUGUGGCACUGGCGUGGCGCCCCCUGAUGGACGGCGCCCUUAGCAUUUGCCUAUACGGCCUAUGCCACGGGCCGGCCCUGAUGUACA
Entelurus aequoreus (snake pipefish) is the source of this 3001-nucleotide messenger RNA. Its product is annotated as hemicentin-2-like. The transcript has 4 exons. The record is from RefSeq and is a predicted model, not a curated record. Gene Ontology annotation, biological process: cell adhesion. Gene Ontology annotation, molecular function: integrin binding. NCBI's taxonomy places the organism in Eukaryota, Metazoa, Chordata, Actinopteri, Syngnathiformes, Syngnathidae. The coding region runs from base 437 to 1345 and encodes 302 amino acids.